Mercurialis annua (annual mercury) is the source of this 1779-nucleotide messenger RNA. RefSeq lists its product as uncharacterized. The transcript has 5 exons. NCBI's taxonomy places the organism in Eukaryota, Viridiplantae, Streptophyta, Magnoliopsida, Malpighiales, Euphorbiaceae. The record is from RefSeq and is a predicted model, not a curated record. Bases 145 to 1557 code for a protein of 470 amino acids.
UCCACUUACAAGAGCAUCAACAAAAAAUAUCAGCGAGUGCUUUUCCUUUACCAUUUUUUAAAGUUGUUCAUCCGGUUUUCAGGGCGCCGUCGCGCACUUAACAUAAUCGGCGCUUAGGAUUUCAAUUUUCAAAGGCCGACAACUAUGGCAAAUACAUUUCCCGAGUCUAUUGUGAUGAGAUCAUCCGCCUCUCAGCGGAACCUAAGAUUCAUUACGGAACCCGCGGGUCAACGUGGUUUUGUAACUAGUUGGGAAGAAAAUGUUUUCGAACCAUUCGCGAAGAUUGCAGUGGAGAGGGCAAAAGUAGAUAGCAGAUUUAUUCACCUACGAUUCUCUCACACUAAUAAAUAUUGGGCACGAGCCAGUCGUGAUAGAAAUAAUUCAUGGAUUCUUGCUAAUUCGAACCAACCGGAGGAAGACACGUCCAAAUUGUCGUGUACAAUGUUUGAGCCAAUCACAACGAUUAAUAGCGUUACAUUCGUAUUUCGACAUGUUCAAAGCGGAGGGCUUGUGCGAAUGAAUCCCGCAACAGGCAACCGCAAUAUUUUUGUGGAGGAUGCCAGUGUUCCGCAUAAUUUAACUAAUCAACUUAUUUUCACUUUUGUUGAUUGGGAUACAUUAGUUAGACUGCCUAGACAUGUCGCAUUCAAAGGCUUCAACGACAGAUAUAUUCGGCACGUAGUGGGCGGUGGAAACAACUUCAAUCAAUUCUCAUCCGAGGAUCCUAACUGCGAGAGAUCGGGCUAUGAGAUCAUACUCCAUCCCGAUGGACAUAUCCGUGUGAGGUCUAAUAUUGUGGGUCGAUUUUGGAGACGAAGUCCGAAUUGGAUAUGGUCAGAUUCAACAGAUAACAGUGGCACAGACAUUAACACUUUGUUUUGGCCGGUUAAAGUUAGUGACAACGCCAUUGCUCUUCGCAACGCAGGUAAUAACAGAUUCUGCAGUAUUCUUUCAGCAAACGGUUACACCAAUAAUCUUAAUGCUGCAGUGAACACUAUUACAAGAGAAGCAAGAUUAACAGUUAGAGAGCUUGUUCUCGACAGAAGUAUAUUUAACGUUCGAUUUCGCAUGGAAGAUGCCCGAAUCUACGACGAGCAAGCUUCAAUAGCAGGCAUUGGUUGUCCUAUUAAUGAAUCCGAAAAAGCAGCUAAAUUAACUGUUACAAUCGGUUAUGAAGAUACAUCGUCAUUUACGUUUAGCAAUGGUUUAUCGCUAUCCGCUGGAGUAUCAACCACCAUCAGAACCGGGAUCCCACGCAUUGCUGAAGGAGAGAUUUCAGUUUCUGCUGAGGUAACUACAUCAUUCGAGUGGAACAGAACGACGGAGGAAAGCAGAAACGCAGAAGCUGCGUAUGAAGUUGUCGUGCCGCCUAAAAGCCGGGUCAGGGUCCAUUUUAUAUCAACCAGAGGGACUUGUAGCGUUCCUUUCUCUUACACUCAGCGAGACAGGAGCUCUACUAAUGGAAACUUUACAACUACUAACCAUACUGAUGGUAUUUACACUGGUAUCAAUUAUUACAGCUUCCACUUCGAGAAACAUGCAAUAGAGCCUCUUUAACUCAUCAAUGUCGAUCCCCUUUGCUCCAUCAAUCGCCUUCUUAAUUAUUGUCACCUUUGCUUCGCUUUGUACUACUAUGUUAUGUUCAAUUAUGUUUUGCUCUAUGUUGUUUUGGGUUUGUUUACUUAUCUUAAAUUAUAUGCAAAUAAAUUAAAUUAAUGUUUAUUAUGUAUAUAUGAUUGAUGGUAUCCAUGUUGGAAUAAUAUCUUCAAACUUUCGUUA